UAUUUCCAGCAGUUUCAAGAGGGAUGCAAUGCACUUGCAUUAGUUUAUUAUCACUGGUUUCCUUAAAGACUGCACAAUACCAGGCAUCAAAACUACAACACAUUGAUGAUAUUCUGCUAGCAGGUGAUGAGUUAUUCAGGAUAAGGAUGGCAGAGUUAAAAUCUACAAACAAAUUUGUUUUCAAGAUGCUUCAGUUUAAAGAACUUCCUUCAAGUGUGUUUUUGUCAGAAAAGAACUAUGAAGUUCAUUACCAUGAUCAGAUAUACGGCUGUGUUACACAUUCCAAUUGGAAUCAAUCUCAAGACACAUUGAACCUACAGGAAGGUAUUGAGAAUUUGUUUUCCAACUACAAUCAAGGUCUAAUAAUUGUUGGUGGGAUUUGUUCAGCAGUGUAUCUGGAUGGCAACAGAAAUUUUUCAAUGUUUGAUUCUCACUCACAUGGCCCUGAUGGUUUUUCAUGUGUUGAUGGUAGAGCUAUGGAAGUUACCUUUCACAACAUAGAACAUUUGGUAAAUUUCAUGUUUUCGUUUUAUCGCAGUGCAAACAUUUCAAUGAACAGUCACUGUCAGUUUGAAAUUCAACCAGUCACUAUCAACAAACUGACUGAUGUGCGGAAGUCAUUGCUAGACAAAUACUUUGACUAUCAGGCGGAAAAGGCAAAUUUGAAAAUAUUUGAACCAUCCUCUGCAAACAGAAAAGAGUAUAUGAAGGAAUAUAUGCAAAAAAGAAGGCAAAGCUCAACAUUUACAAAAAAACAAAGUUGCUGUUCAAUAAAAAGCAAGCAGAAAGCCAGGCAAAACAAAGAUUAUAAACAAAAGGAUAGAGGGAGAACUAUUAAAAGCAUGACCAAAGCCAGACAAAGCAAGGAGUUUCAGAAACAUGAACUCAAAGUAAAACAGAACAAGAGAGAACUAGUGGAGACUAAAGAACAAGAAAGACAACGCACAUUUAAUUGCAAGAAAAAGGCCAGACAACGUCAGGAGUUUAAGGAACAUGAACUCAAAGCAAAACAGAAAAAGCGACAAGAAUUGGAGACUAAAGAAAAAGAAAGACAACGCACAUUUAAUUGCAAGAAAAAGGCCAGACAACGUCAGGAGUUUAAUGAACAUGAACUCAAAGCAAAACAGAAAAAGCGACAAUAA
Mizuhopecten yessoensis (Yesso scallop) is the source of this 1142-nucleotide messenger RNA. RefSeq names its product nucleolar protein 58-like. Lineage: Eukaryota; Metazoa; Mollusca; Bivalvia; Pectinida; Pectinidae. Bases 24 to 1142 code for a protein of 372 amino acids. The record is from RefSeq and is a predicted model, not a curated record. The transcript has a single exon.